Cokeromyces recurvatus is the source of this 345-nucleotide messenger RNA. RefSeq lists its product as uncharacterized. The coding region runs from base 1 to 345 and encodes 114 amino acids. NCBI's taxonomy places the organism in Eukaryota, Fungi, Mucoromycota, Mucoromycetes, Mucorales, Mucoraceae. The record is from RefSeq and is a predicted model, not a curated record. The transcript has a single exon.
AUGAAGAAAUCUUGUGCUGUUGGAGGUAUGUCUUCUAAUUUUCAACUCUGUACGUUCAAGGACUCUCUAACAUGCAAGAUUUUUAUUGAUCUUAACUCAUUAAAAUCCGCAAAGGCAUUGAUUGAAGACCCAUCAGCAACAUGUGUAUCAGAUAUCGGCAUCAUAUCUCAUGAAUUACGACAGGUGCGUACGCAAUUUCACUCACCAUCAACAUACACAUCUUGCCGUGCUCAUGGUCCAAUAACCAUGAUUCAUACUUGUCACCCGUUCUCGCUCUUCACUUUAGCUGAAUUUGACCGUGGCCGUAGUCCUUGUGCUUCUAUUUUUCGUACCAUUGUCCGAUGA